AUGGCGACGACAGAUGAAUUCGUGCCGCUGCCUCAGCUCGCCGACGUGGACGGGUACAGGCCCACCACGUUCGACUACGAUCCACCCGCGGGUAGCAAGGACCCGAGGGGCGGGACCCCCCCCGGCAAGUCCGAGUGGGUCGACGUUUUCCGCAAAUCGAUUCCCGAAUUUCGGAAGCGCGCCGCGGCCGACCCGCGCGUCCCGGACGCCGCAUCCCUCGCGGACCGGUUCGCGGACGAUUUCUCGGCGGCGCUCGAUCGCAUCCACGCGGGCGACCAUGCGGAUCUGUUCGAGGGCCAACCCACGGUGCUGAAGAUGUGCAGGCUGCGGGACGAGACGCUCCGAUCGCUCGGGUUCACCGAUUGCUUCAAGGAUGUCAAGGCGACGGAGAACGAGCGUGCGCUGACAGUCUUACCGGCCGUCCUGGCUGAGAUCGAUGCCAUCGCCGAUGCGAAGGACCGACUUCUCGCGCUAAUACAGGGCGCGUUCGCGGGUAACAUCUUCGACCUCGGCGCGGCGGCGUCCGCGAAGCUGCACGAGGACGGCGGCGGAGACUUUCGGUCCACGCGGGCCAGGCUCAAGUCGAGGCCGUGGCUGGUGGACGAUUUCGACUCGCUGCACCAAGCCUGGACCGCGAACGGAGCCACCGGGGGAGAGCUCGCGUCCACGUGGAGAAAGUGCGUCAUGUUCGUCGACAACUCGGGGGCGGAUGUCGUGCUGGGGAUGCUGCCCAUCGCGCGCGAGCUCGCGCGACGGGGAUGCAAAGUCGUGCUCGCCGCGAACGAAGUUGCGAGCAUCAACGACGUCACCGCCGCCGAGCUCGAGGAUCUCCUCCCCCGCGUGGCUGAGCUGGACGAAACGUUCGCCGAGGCGGUCAAGUGCGGGGCCAUCGCGGUGUGCUCGAGCGGGAGCGACCUCCCGGUGAUCGAUUUGAGAAGGGUGUCCAAGCGUUUGGCGGCGGUGGUGGAUGACGCGGAUUUCGUGAUCCUCGAGGGAAUGGGCCGCGCCAUCGAGACAAAUCUCGAGGCGGCGUUCGACUGCGACGCGCUCAGGAUUGGCAUGGUGAAACAUCCGGAGGUGGCGCAGUGCUUGGGGGGCGAGCUGUACGACUGCGUGUGCAGGUUCGAGGCUGCGGGGUAUAUAUGA
Molecule: messenger RNA, 1146 nt
Organism: Micromonas commoda
Lineage: Eukaryota; Viridiplantae; Chlorophyta; Mamiellophyceae; Mamiellales; Mamiellaceae
Exons: 1
Coding region: 1-1146 (381 amino acids)
Biological process (GO): coenzyme A biosynthetic process
Cellular component (GO): cytosol; nucleus
Molecular function (GO): ATP binding; pantothenate kinase activity
Source: RefSeq, a predicted model, not a curated record